This is a messenger RNA of Papaver somniferum (opium poppy), 2992 nucleotides long. RefSeq names its product pentatricopeptide repeat-containing protein At5g24830-like. Lineage: Eukaryota; Viridiplantae; Streptophyta; Magnoliopsida; Ranunculales; Papaveraceae. The record is from RefSeq and is a predicted model, not a curated record. The transcript has 8 exons. Gene Ontology annotation, molecular function: protein binding. Bases 416 to 2257 code for a protein of 613 amino acids.
CAUCGUCUUUCUCCCCUCUCCUUCAAUCCAUUUUCCUCCUCUCCUCUUCUUUCUGGUCACUUCCACUACCACCACCAUUCCGACCAUAAUCACCACCGGUCGCUGUCACUCCGUUCAAAAUAAGGGAUUUCUGACAGUCAAUAUCCUCCGAAAAACGGCGGUUCACUCUAAGACAGCUCCAAGGUUUUGGAGAUUGGAUAAUUUAGGGUUUAUUUGAUCAGGUUCUUCGUCAUUUUGGUCGCAUUAGCGAGACAAAAAUUGGGCAUCGUGUGAUCUUCCUCUCAAAACCACUGUGAUUUGCGGCAUUCUGAUUUUUCACUUACCAGGGGACUUGGAAAAGCACUUGCCUCGCUCAAUGUGGUUGGGCCCAAUGUAAUUUGGGUAGCUUAGAGUGAAGAAGCUAGAUAGGCCUGUAAUGGUGUCAAUAGUUUUGACUGAAGAUUUCCAGAUUUUUCUACGAAUAAUCAACAACACUAAUGUCAGAACUGCAGCCUUCUUUGAUGGAAUUAGUCGAAUUUUUGCCAACAUUUUCUGCAACAAAGCCAAUAGUGGGUUGUGGCAAAGGCAUGAUCCACUAUCGCCUACUGUGCUUGAUGAGGGGAUUGUGAAGGUUGAUACUCCCCACUCUAUCGUAGCCCAAGGUUGGUCUUUAGAAAGGAAUAGGCAACAUAAGGAUAAUGGGGAUUCUCAAGCUGUUUUCAACGCAUUGGAGACAGUGCUGAAGGACAGCUUGGAACGUCUAAAGACGAGAAGGGAAAGCUUUGCUGGAAGUGACCAUGCUGCCCUGGUUAGGGCUUUGUGUGUAGAUGGUAAGGUUGGAGAAGCACUCCAACUUCGGAACAAGAUGCUACAAAAAUCUCUAUAUCGAGAUGAGUUUCUUAGUGUUUUUACGUACAAUCAUCUUAUAAACGGGUUUUGCAAGAAGGGGGAAAUGGAAAAGGCCACUUCACUCUUGAAGGAGAUGUCUGAAGUGGGCUGCAUUCCGAAUCGAGUUACAUACAACACCUUGAUUCAUGGUUACUGCCGCCUAGGUAAUGUAAAUGAAGCUUAUCGUGUUGUCCGUUUUAUAAAUAAGCCUAACAAAGUUACUUGGAAUACACUCUUACAUGCACACUGCAGAGAAGGUCUCUCAGAGAAUGCUAAGAAAAUUUUGGCAGAGAAGUUAGACAAGAGUAGUUUGAGCAAAGAAAGAAAAGAAAGAAUGAGUGAUAGUGAGAGAAAAUCAGAUAAGAUUACCUCAACGAUACUUUUAGAUACUUAUUGUAAGGAAGGAGACAUGGAUCAGGCUCUGAAGUUAUGGACUAAGAUGUCCCAAAAGGGUUCACUGAUAGAUGUUACUGCCUACAAUGCCCUCAUCCAUGGGUUCUUGUUGAAAAAUGAAUUUGGGGAUGCUUAUGCGUAUCUCUGUGAUAUGCUUAAGAGGGGAUUUCAUCCUGACUUAUUCACAUAUAACACCCUUAUAAGUAGGCUAUGCAUGUUAGGAAAGGUAGACGAAGCUUGUGAGGUUCAUAGUGUGAUGUCAAGAGUGGGGGUUAAACCAGAUCACACAUCUUAUCAAAUGGUCAUUCGUACCCUUUGUCUAUAUGGGAAGGUUACCAAGGCUAAAAACAUUCUCAUUAGUAUGUUGGAAAAUUCAAUCAUACCCAAGCCUUUUAUCUGGAAUGUGAUGAUUGGCGAGUAUAUAAAGUGCAAAGAUCUCGAAAGUGUUUUAAUUCUUAGAGAUCAGAUGAGAGCAUUGGGUGUUGUACCAAAUAUCUUUACUUAUAACGCAUUGACUCAUGCAUUAAUAAAGGGGGGAUACAUCCGUGAAGCUCUAGAUCUAAGGCACGAAAUCAGGUUAAAUGGACUUCUUCCUGAUAUUGUUACCUACAACAUGUUAAUAGGUGCUGCAUGCAAUACUGGUGAUCUUCGUUUCGCACUUCAAUUGCUGAAUGAAAUGUCAGUAGACUGCACCCCAGAUAUUAUAACCUAUACUGAGCUGAUUCGAGGUUUUUGUAGGAAAAAAAAGAUGAAGCAUGCAUUAGAACUAUUCCGUAAGAUACAGACAGUUGGUUUACCCACCAGCGAUGUUCCAUUUCAGAUACUCAUCAAAGCUUACUGCAAAAUGGGAGAACCCGAAAAAGCAUUCAGUAUUUACCAGGAAAUGGUCAGGAAGGGGCUGACUGGUCGCUAUUCAACUUAUCAUGCCCUAUUUUCUGAGCUGUUGAGGAAAGGAUUUAAAGAGGCAGCAGAGCAUGUGUUCACUACCCACAUGUAAAUAUUGUGGUAGCAUUUGUUACCAGCUCUGAUCUUUCUGCAAGUCGACAUCAGUUGUUUAGUGUGGAUGGAAAACAUAUUGUUCUAUACUGAAUGUAACUUGGUGAAGAAGCAAGAUACAGUUUGGUGUUCAACCGCAUUAAUUGGCUGGUGGCAUCCUGGGAUUAAACCCUCUACUUCGUGGUAGCAAAUUAGACUCCGGUCCAACCUACUGGUUUGAUCCUCUCGAAAUUUAAAGGCAGGCGUUUCUACUUCCGUCAUUUCAGAUAAUGAGAGCUAUAAACUCUCUACAGAUUGUGCAAGCACUUGGAAGAUGUGGAUUUGUUCAGGUCAUUGCCGUCACAAAUAUCUGGUAGUAGUCUAGCAGAGCAUCUUAAACAAAGAAGGUUCUGCGGAGCUUGAAUCUGGCAGACAAGUGCUUCUCAUGGGAUAAGCUGAAGCUUUCUCAGGGCCGGACCUGAUGUGGAAGCAGGGAAAGGCUAAAACGUUAGGCACCUAGUAGAGCAUCUCUAACAGCAGGAAGAGGAAAAGGUUUCUUUUUUUUUUCUACUGGUUUAAAUAUUUUAUGUAAAACAAUAAUUAAAAAAAAUAGUCAAAAAACUAGUCAGCAGGGAGGUAACCGAAGGUGUAGUGAAGACUUUUUUUUAACACCUUCACAUUUAGUAUCUUACCCCUCCUAGUUGGUACGAUCUAACUAUUAGAGAUUGAGUUUAUGCUAAAUAAGGGUCUAAAAUCC